Arabis nemorensis is the source of this 2739-nucleotide messenger RNA. The record is from the annotation of a GenBank genome assembly. NCBI's taxonomy places the organism in Eukaryota, Viridiplantae, Streptophyta, Magnoliopsida, Brassicales, Brassicaceae.
AUGGCACCGGUAAGGAAGUCGAGGAGUGUGAACAAGCGUUUCACCAAUGAAACUUCACCACGAAAAGAUGUUGGUAAAUCGAAGAAAAAUAAGCAGCGUAAGAAGAAAUUGUCUGACAAGUUGGGACGUCAGUGGAGCAAAGGAGAGCUUGAGCGUUUCUAUGACGCUUACCGGAAGCACGGGCAGGAUUGGAAAAAGGUUGCUACUGCAAUUCGGAAUAGCAGGUCUGUUGACAUGGUGGAAGCCCUUUUUAAUAUGAAUCGGGCAUAUUUAUCUCUUCCGGAGGGAACUGCUUCUGUAGCUGGCCUUAUUGCGAUGAUGACGGAUCACUACAGUGUCAUGGAAGGGAGUGACAGUGAAGGAGAAGGCCAUGAUGCUCCAGAAGUACCUAAGAAACAGCAAAAGCGCAAGCGUGCAAAACCUCAGCUUAGUGAUUCGCAGGAGGAAGUUGAUGUACAAAAUUCAACUGCGUCAACAGAUGGAUGCCUCACUUUUUUGAAGCAAGCACGGACCACGGGAAAACGUACACCUCGGAUUCCUGUACAAACUUCAGACAUGAGGGAUGAUAGAUCUACUCCACCUAGUAAAAGAGCCAGGAAGCAACUCGGCUCCCCAGAUGAUUAUGCACAUUUUAUAGCAUUAGCAUUAACAGAUACAUCGAGAAGGGGAGGGUCUCCAAAAGUUUCUGAAUCACCAAAUAGAAGAACAGAACUCAGCGAUAGCUCACCGAUAAAGAGUUGGGGGAAAAUGUCGCGAACAAGAAAAACUCAAUCCAAGUACCGUGACAGAGAUGCUGCCUUGUUGAUGGAUAUGGAAGGCGUUGGCGAAAUGGAGGUUCCGCGGAAGGUAAAAAAAACCUACAAGAGAAACGUGAAAGUCGAAGAAGCAGAAGGUAAUGAUUCUGAUGGAAAUGGAGAAGCAUGCAGUGCCACACAGGGGUUCAGAAUUAAAUCACAGAGACGAAAGGCAGAUGUUGGAGCCUCGAGAGGGACAUAUUCACCGCGCAGCCCAAAGAAAAGGGAUACAAAACUUACUUCCGGAGAUGAAUUUGAUGCUCUGCAAGCGUUGGCUGAGUUGUCAGCUUCAAUGCUUCCGGCAGCUUUUAUGGAAUCAGAAUCAUCGGCUCUGUUGAAGGAAGAAAGAACAGAUAACGACAUGGACGAGAAAUCCAGCACACCAGAAGCUACAUCCACAAGCAGCCAUGAGGAAAGAGCAGAUGCAGAACCAGAUGAUAAUCUCCUUCAUGCAAUUUCUGCUCUUGAGAAUGCUAAUAAUAAAAAACCGAAACCUUCAAGGCAGUCCACUGAUUGUAAUGAUGUUUCCACUGGGAAGCUACAACCGCAAACUACUAGUGGCAGUUUAAGAAGAAAACGUAAACCAAAGGUGCUAGGGGAUGAAGCUCCAACAUAUUCUAGGCAGAAUAAAACAAUGAGCAAGAAGGAAUUGGCCCAAGAAGAGAAUAAUAUCAAGUCUUUGGUUAGAACAAAACGGGCUGGUCAAGGUCCGGCGCAGUCAAAACAGUUGAAAACUGUUAAGCCGUUGGAGGAAUCUACUAUAAUAAUCGAUAAAAAAAGCCCUGUGAUGGAUGUAGUGAUGCCAACUAUACAAGUUUCUGAUUUGGGCCCAGCCAGUUUACCGCAGAAACCUCCUAGCAGGCGUAAGGAUAAGCUUUCUACUAUUCUUUCGUUUCCCUUGGCACGUCGAAGGUGCAUAUUUGAAUGGUUUUAUAGUGCUAUCGACCAUCCCUGGUUUGCAAAGAUGGAGUUUGUUGAUUACCUAAAUCACGUGGGACUUGGUCACAUUCCAAGACUUACUCGUCUUGAAUGGAGUGUCAUUAAAAGUUCUCUUGGUAGACCGCGAAGAUUCUCUGAGAGAUUUUUACAGGAAGAGCGGGAAAAACUCACACAGUACCGUGAAUCUGUGAGAAAGCAUUACACAGAGUUUCGAACAGGUGCUAGGGAAGGGCUUCCUACAGAUUUGGCUCGGCCAUUAGCAGUUGGGAAUAGAGUCAUUGCCAUCCAUCCGAAAACACGAGAGAUUCAUGAUGGGAAAAUUCUCACUGUUGACCAUAACAAAUGCAAUGUUAUGUUCGAUGACUUGGGCGUUGAGUUAGUUAUGGACAUUGAUUGCAUGCCUUCAAAUCCAUUGGAAUACAUGCCAGAGGGUCUACGGAUGGAUAUUGAUAAGUGCUUGUCUAUGAAGAAAGAAGCACAGCUAAACGGGAAUUCAAACCUUGGUGUGUCUAUUAUAUUCCCUCCAUCCGGACUUGAAAAUAUCGACUUUUCCAUGAAUUCGCCUCUGAAUCAGGCUGCAUCAUCUGUGAAGGAAGGAGAAGAUGCGAGGAAAAUGAUCCAAGUAGCCUUGGACUUGAUUGGCAAACACCAACCAUUACACGGCUCUAUGGUCAAACAUCACGAGCAUGCAAAUGGAAGCAUAGAACAUCAUCACAACCCAACUCCCUUGGAACCUAUGGCUAACAACGGUGCCGUCUCACAAGAUGGUUCAGAGAAAAACGAGGCUCAAAUGCCUUCAGAGCUAAUCAGCUCCUGUGUUGCCACUUGGCUCAUGAUUCAGAUGUGCACGGAGAGACAUUACCCUCCAGCUGAUGUGGCACAGCUUAUAGACACAGCAGUCACGAGCUUGCAGCCUCGAUGCCCCCAGAACCUACCGAUCUACAGAGAAAUCCAAAUGUGCAUGGGACGGAUCAAGACUCAAAUCCUGGCUCUAGUACCAACUUGA